GCGAUCCGCCAUAAUAGAAAAGAAGAAAGAACAAAUCAAUCUGACUUAAAGUCAAGUUCUACGUCAUGAUGAUCGCUGCCUUGAUUAUCUCGGUUCUUUUCCUUACAUGUGGAUCUGCAUCAACAGAAACAGCAGCAACAUUUGUAGUGAAUGUGACACAGAGCAGCUAUCAGGCAGAGGAGAAGCAGAACAUCACUCUGGAGUGGACCUUCACCACCAAGACUCAGGGAACCUGGAAGAAUCUGUUCAUUAUCUGCAGCUUAGAGACUUCUGAUAAAGAACUAGUUCUCUAUGAGGUUAAUGAAGGAGUUGAGAUUCCAGAGUCUCAGGAUGAUCAGUUUUCAGGACGAGUCCAGAGCGACAAAGACGUCCUCAGAGAAGGACGAAUCAGACUCCAUGUGUCCAGACUGAGGACUGAAGACUCUGGUCUGUAUCUGUGUGACGUGAAAACUGAAGAUGGAUUCAACUCUGGAAGAUGUCGACUCAACGUUACUGUUCCAGUGAAGGUUAUUGGUCAUGAUUUGAUUCAUGCAAAGGUUGGAGACGACGUCAUUCUGCCAUGUCAUCUGGAGCCUCCAUUAGACGUGAACAUACUGACAAUCGAAUGGAGAUUCAAGGAUGAAAUAAUCCAUGUGCAACGCAGCCAAACUAAAGAUGAUGGAGCUUCAGAUCCAAAGUACAUUAACCGAACCUUCAUGUUCCCUGAUGAGUUUAAAAAAGGCAACAUUUCCCUCAAAUUGACCAAAGUAACCAAGGAGGAUGAAGGGAAUUAUAUUUGCUUUGUUCCCAAACUGCAAAGUCAAGUCAGGAAGGGAAACGUUACUCUAAUACUUGAUGAAAAUGCAGCGCAACGCGACUCGACUGAUACUAGAGUACCUGAUGCUGGAGUUAUUGUUGGUACUUUUGUUGGUGGGGCUGUUCUAGCAGCACUCAUCAUCAUCAUGAUAUUCUGUGUUGUACGUUGCUGCAGAAGUGAACCAAAUCAUAGA
Molecule: messenger RNA, 989 nt
Organism: Poeciliopsis prolifica (blackstripe livebearer)
Lineage: Eukaryota; Metazoa; Chordata; Actinopteri; Cyprinodontiformes; Poeciliidae
Product: V-set and immunoglobulin domain-containing protein 1-like
Exons: 6
Biological process (GO): positive regulation of T cell proliferation; cell surface receptor signaling pathway; cellular response to lipopolysaccharide
Cellular component (GO): external side of plasma membrane
Source: RefSeq, a predicted model, not a curated record